This is a messenger RNA of Pyricularia pennisetigena, 5004 nucleotides long. RefSeq lists its product as uncharacterized. The coding region runs from base 1 to 5004 and encodes 1667 amino acids. Gene Ontology annotation, molecular function: transcription factor binding. Gene Ontology annotation, biological process: positive regulation of transcription by RNA polymerase II. Gene Ontology annotation, cellular component: nucleus. The transcript is spliced from 5 exons. Lineage: Eukaryota; Fungi; Ascomycota; Sordariomycetes; Magnaporthales; Pyriculariaceae. The record is from RefSeq and is a predicted model, not a curated record.
AUGUCCGCUCCGGGCCACCUGGCUCGGAACCGCUCCGUCUCGAGUGCCCAAAAGUCUAGGGGUCGAGUCAACCAGGACUACCCAGCGAUGCAGUCCAGGACGCAGGACCGCGCUGCGGUCAUGCGAUACUUCGAGCCCUGCGCCGCGACAGCAUCCAUGUUCCUUUAUGCGCAGGGCAGCUCGGUGGUGUGCUGCCAUCACGACACCUUGACAAUAGAGCGGCGGUUUUCGAGGCAUUCGGAGGAGAUUCAGCUCUUGGCAGUUGAUACCCAGAGCGAAACAGGGGCUGGACGAUUGGUGGUGAGCUACGACGCAGGGCAGACUGCCAUAGUUUGGGAUCUCAUGUCAGGUGACGAGGUGGCUCGUUUUGCUUCAUAUGAGCACCUUUCAACGGCUGCGUGGAUGCGUAAUGGCAACGUCGCCUUUGGCAAUACUCAAGGAAACAUUAUACUAUUCGAGCCACAGACAUCAGAGCACAUCUCUUCGAGAACACUGGACCAAAUAGCAGUGACAGCUUUAGCUCCGUCCGCGGAUUGCCGAACAUUUGCAAUCGGGUAUCAAAAUGGAUCCUUGCUCAUUGCAAAUCUUCAGCCAAGGUUCACCAUUUUGCACAACCUGACAACUUCAAGAGGCCCCUCGCCUAUUGUCAAUCUGGCUUGGCAUGCAUCUUCGUCAAGGCAAAAAUCAGACAUGCUCGCCGUACAAACUAACGAUGGAGAUCUUCGUAUUUGGAGCGUGGCAAAGUCGUACAACAACGCCGACCCAGCCAAAGUUGUGAGAAUCCUAAAGAAGAGCGAAAACUAUCUGAUCGGUCCAAACUGGAUGGGGUGGUCAAAGAAUGGAAGGAUAAUUCAAUUCUCUGAAAACGAGACGUUAUCAUGGGACGUUCGGACCAAGCAUGUUACCCAGGACAGCAUUCCAUCAUUGGAACAUGUCCGAGGGCUAGCUGUUUACGGCCCCGGCGCCAGCCUUUUCACGUUGGGUGCCAACAACACCGUACAGCAGUUUGAUCUUAACGCACCUGCGAUGAUGGUUGCCAAUGUCCAACACCCAGCUAAUCUGCUGCCGCCGUCUCCGCCUGUAUCCAUCGAGGAGCAAGAAAAGGCAGCGGCCGCGAGUAACUCGGAGUCAGAGAUAUCCAUCUCGAUCGAGCCAAUGACGUCAGAGAGCGAAGAGGAAAGGAUGUCACCGCUCGCCCGCAUGAUUCAUUCCAGGGAUACCGCCUCGAGCGGCCCGGGCAUCUUCAGGCCUGACAGCUCACAGUCAAGUCGCAGUGGCACGUCCGAGAUUUCAUCGACCAGCUCUCAAACGCCCGGGAGAUACCAACCAUCAGCCCAUUCGCGAGGCCUCACGGAAAACACGUACAUCUCGGCCGGCUCAUCAAUGUUGUCAUCGGUAGCGCCUCAUUCUUCUCGGCAUCGUGACCGGGACUCGUACUCGAUUGGAAGUCUCAGCUCCGUGUCCAUGACCUCAUCUAGCGGCCGUCCUUCGAAACACCGUCCCUCACGCCUUCGAAACGAGAUUGCGCGUAGCCCAGAAGACUCGAGGGUUGAUGAUCUUUUCAAAUUCACUCGAAGUCGCCUCAGCGAUAUCCCGUACAAAAUGCCAGCCAUGGCAGAUGCCUCAAGGCUCACUAAUGACGAUCUUCGACGACAGAUGUUGAGCACAAUUUUCGGCUGGAAUCGCGAGGUAGAAGACUUGAUCAGAGACGAGUUAAGCCGACACCCCAACUCCUCGGCUAACCGCAUCCUGCUGUCAAAAUGGCUCGGUGAUAUAGAGCCGGAUAUCAUGGCAACCAGUUCAGCCAACAUGACCUCUUCGGAUUGGAUGCUUCUGGCACUGAGUGGAAUCGGGGGACAGGCCUCUCAGCACAAGCUUGGGCGUGCUUAUGUUCAAAGACUUCUUGAGAAUGGUGACGUGCAUGCGGCUGCCACAAUCAUGAUCGGAAUGGGCGACCAGAUCGAUGCCAUCGAGAUUUACGUGUCUCACAAGCGCUACAUGGAGGCCCUACUCCUGACUUGCCUCUUCUUUCCGUCCGUCUGGGAACGCCAAGCGCAGAUUCUCAAGAAAUGGGGAGACUGGGCUGUUCAGCACGGCCAGCAACAGUUGGCCAUUCGAUGCCUUGCUUGCAUCGGCAAAGAAUCUUCAGAACCGUGGACCUCGCCCUCUGCAGCGCAACUCAGUUUUGGUAGCCUGAAUGCCAUAAACUCCAGCAUCCCUGAGGUGCUCAGUCCUCCGUUAUCACCGCCAGGCAUGAACAGGGGACCGCAGCGAAGUAUCGCAAAGGCUUCGGCGCUCAAACUCAUCACCUCUUUUGGAGACCAAGGCGCAAAGGCCAAGUACUUUGCAGGUGACGAUGGACAGACUCCCAUUGCAGCAGGCGUGACGCCUAUCGCCGAGUCUGCAAUCUCCCCCGGCGCAUUCGACCCUGCCACCGCUUUCCUCCGUCCCUCUCAACGAAGUGCAUUCCCCACACCCAGCUCCGCGCGCCCCUCGAACCAGAGCUUCGGCCGACACCGCCUGCCUUCGAUCGGAGAGGCAACAGGAAAGGCCGAGCAGCGUCGACGCACUCCCGGCCCGUCAUCUCCUGUACUUGACAGAGAUGGCAAAGGACAUUCGAGAGGACCGUCGUACGAUUACACCAACAACAACCUAAAUGAGGCCGAGGCGAUCGGACGUGCAGCAACUGCAAGCCCAAUGAUGAUGCGGGACAGCCACCGCAGGAGAGAGCCGCCACCACCUUCGCCCUCGCCUGCUUCCAUGGCCAUGCUUAUGGAUCAUCAGGGUGGGCGGACCAGCCGCAAUGGGCCACGCAAUCGCAUCCCGCAAGGAGUUGACUUGCACCUACAGCCCAUUGAGCCAGCAAACCAGAGCAGUGACGUGACUUCUCCCGAGCAGUCUGUGGCCUCUUCGACUAGAUUUCACUGGCCAAGCCGGCGGCGAGGACCGGGGUCCGUGGCCAGCUCAGUUACCUCUGCAACUUCCAGCGUAGCAAAGGCGCAGCGUGCCCGAGGAUAUGGUCACCCCGGUAAAACUCUCGACGAUUAUAUCCACAGCAUGGACAACACGACCGGCAGGCGUGCGACCAGCCGAGGACGUGGACGGGAUUCUAGCAAGACCAGGAAGUCCAAGUCUCGCGAAACAUCCCUUGAUCAGGAUCAGCGUGGGCGUGAGACCUCGAGAGGAUACACUCCACGAGCUGGCAAGCGAUCUCCUCGAUCACCGGUCCCUAUGUCCCCUGAGGAACUGAUCAAUCUCAGCACUCCGAGAACAAACGAUACCAGGAGAGGAGGUGACGGGCAGGGCAUCGAGAUGGCCACAGAUCAACCCAGUACCGUUCGAAAACUAAGCAGCAGUCAGAUUCGGCAUGCAUCGAGGACUCGAGCCAACGGUGGCAGCCGUCCUUCCAGCCGUGGACGGCGAACAGCCAGCCCCGAAAGGACCGGUCGUGAGCGCAGCAGUGGCAGGAAUGCAUCGCCUCCAUCUCCAGUACCAAUGUCGGCCAUUCCGAGAGACUUCUCUGGUUCUGAGGAGGAGAACGACUACAUGAGGGCUGUAGAGGCAAAGGAAAGGUUCCGCAAGAAGAACACUCGUAGCAGUAGCCGGGGCUUCCGUAACGCCUCGCCAGGGUCGGCUUCCCACAGGCUGACGAGCGACAGGAGACCGUCCAAGGAGUCUGCAGGCUUUGGCGAGGCUGAGGAUGCUGUCAGCUCACUUCGCAAGUUGAAGGAUGAGAGACAGCUCAAGAAGGAGGCAGCGGCUCGAGAGCUUGAAGAAAGGCGCAAGUCACUGGCGCGUCGACCUGCUGCGCCGCCGAUUCCACAUCCAGAUGAGCUGUCGCCUAUUGUUACUCGAGGCCCGGCCUUUUUCGAAUCGUCCUUGCCCAGCACAGCCUUUGUGCCACCCAGAGAUCUGCCCACGCGCAGUCGCACCGUCGAGCCGGGGGAGGCAAGGAGCAUGUAUGCCAACCGUCAACCCCUGAUCGGGCUUCCUGCCACACCCAAGGCGAUGCGCUUGAUCCUGGAACCAGAGGCUGGAAGUGUGCCGGGAGUCCCCGAAAUUCCUGUUACGUUUGCCCAGAGAGCCUCGCCAAUACAAUCCAACGACUCUCCAAGGCAUUCGCCCAAGAGAAGCGAGCCGGUGACCAGAGCGGAUUCCGAGCAGACCAAGGCGCCACAAGAGAAUCUUCUUACUCUGCUACCAUCCACCGUCUACAGUCCUCCCGUCCGUCCACCAAUUUCUCGUUGCAUGUCAGCGCCGCCUGAGGAGCCGCUUGCCCCCAAGACUUUCAAGCCUUCUCAGCAGACCACCUCUCGUCAAGCAAAUGGCCGUAAAAUGAGCACGCCGGACGUGUCUUCGGACCUUCGCCAGGCGGGCAACAUGAGGACAAUAGACGAUAUGCUGGCAAGCAACACCCAAAGGCCGGCGCAUGAGUCUCAGGGAAUUCCUCCUCCUCCUCCUCCUCCUCCGGCCCCUCCGGUCCUCAAGGAACUGCAGCAUCUUGCCAUACCCCCGCCGCCGCCUCCUGCGCCCCUUUCAUUCAGCCAAAAAUCGCAGCAGCCUCAAGUCUAUGGAGGGCGCACAGCUGGAAUGAUCGAGAUAGUCAUGGACAAUGACGACCAGAUCCCCCCGCCACCCCCUCCCCCACCACCAAUGCCCAUGUCGGCGCCUCCGGUUCCCGUAGCGAUCCCCGUAAGCGAGAACACUGUUCCUAUCCUCUCGUCGCCAGCACCACCUACUCCCAAGUCUAGCCACCAGCGGGGUCGCAGCAGCGUCGACAAUAGCAUCUCCUCGCGCAUCUCUCGCGUCACAGAUCGCGUUCGAUCGGCCAGUCGUAGCCGGACCAACUCGUCGAUGCUCUCGCGCAAGUCACCCGAGCUUGCAAACCAGACUUCGCCGUACGAGAGCAUCGGGCCGCCCGUCAGCUUCUCUGCCCGUGCUGUGGCUCAGGUCCAGCAGCAACAGCGCACUCAGACUGGUCUUCAGCCCAAUGAGAUGUUUUGA